Hypomesus transpacificus is the source of this 1811-nucleotide messenger RNA. It is a transcript of the gene tph2, whose product is annotated as tryptophan hydroxylase 2 (tryptophan 5-monooxygenase). Gene Ontology annotation, molecular function: tryptophan 5-monooxygenase activity; iron ion binding. Bases 75 to 1586 code for a protein of 503 amino acids. The transcript is spliced from 11 exons. NCBI's taxonomy places the organism in Eukaryota, Metazoa, Chordata, Actinopteri, Osmeriformes, Osmeridae. The record is from RefSeq and is a predicted model, not a curated record. Gene Ontology annotation, cellular component: neuron projection. Gene Ontology annotation, biological process: serotonin biosynthetic process; aromatic amino acid metabolic process.
CAGCACGGAGGCGUGAGACGAGGCGCGCGGUGGACAGCAUCAAGGCACUGUGCGGUACACUGUCCUGCCUGGCCAUGGCAUCAUCGUCACAACCCAGGAAGAGGGAGCCCGUGCCCAGGAUGCAGCCAGCCAUGAUGAUGUUCUCCAGCAAGUACUGGACCCGCCGAGGGCUCUCCCUGGAUUCGGCCAUGUUCAGCCAGCAGAACCUGCGCCACACUGGUGGACAGAUGACACGACGCCCCUCAUUCUAUCCUAUCGACGAGAAACCUAACACCGAGAAUCAGGCUGCAGAGACAGGGAAGACUGCCGUGGUUUUCACCCUGAACAACGAGGUUGGAUGUCUGGUCAGAGCGCUGCGCCUGUUUCAGGAGAAACAUGUCAACUUGAAUCACAUCGAGUCUAGAAGGUCAAAGCGCUUCACUUCGGAAGUGGAGAUCUACGCUGAUUGCAGUUGCACCAAGAAGCAGUUUAAUGAGUUGCUUCAGCACCUCAAGGAUCACGUCAACAUCGUUUCCUUCAACACUCCUCCCCACGUAUGGACCGCUGAAGCAGAUGAGGAAGAGGUGCCCUGGUUCCCACAGAAGAUCUCAGAGUUGGACCAAUGUUCCCACCGAGUCCUGAUGUAUGGAUCAGAGCUGGAUGCAGACCAUCCUGGCUUCAAAGAUAAUGUUUAUCGCGAGAGAAGGAAGUAUUUUGUGGAAGUGGCCAUGAAUUACAAGUUUGGCCAGCCUAUCCCUCGCAUAGAAUACUCUCCAGAGGAGGUGAGGACAUGGGGGGUGGUGUACCGUGAGCUCACCAAGCUCUACCCCACACACGCUUGCCGUGAGUACCUGAAGAACCUCCCCCUGCUCUCAAAGCAUUGUGGGUACCGAGAGGACAACAUUCCUCAACUGGAGGACGUGUCUCUGUUUCUGAGAGAGAGAUCAGGCUUCACCGUGCGGCCUGUCGCGGGGUAUCUGUCGCCGAGAGACUUCCUGGCUGGCCUGGCCUACCGAGUGUUUAACUGCACUCAGUACGUUCGCCACAGCACUGACCCCCUCUACACACCAGAGCCAGACACCUGUCAUGAACUGCUGGGUCAUGUCCCUCUCCUCGCCGACCCUAAGUUUGCCCAGUUCUCCCAGGAGAUUGGUCUGGCGUCUGUAGGAGCAUCGGACGAGGACGUACAGAAACUAGCCACAUGUUAUUUCUUCACCAUCGAGUUUGGCUUGUGUAAACAAGAUGGCCAGCUGAGGGCUUAUGGAGCAGGCCUGCUGUCAUCUAUUGGAGAGCUACGGCACGCCCUGUCUGACAAGGCCACAGUGAGGAUGUUUGACCCGGGGACCACCUGUCACCAGGAGUGCCUCAUCACCACUUUCCAGGAUGUCUACUUUGUAUCCGACAGCUUUGAAGAAGCCAAAGAGAAGAUGAGGGAGUUUGCCAAGUCGAUCAAGAGGCCCUUCUCAGUGUACUAUAACCCGUACACGCUAAGCAUCGACCUGCUGAAGGACACCAGGAGCAUAGAGAACGUGGUCCAGGAGCUCCGGAGCGACCUCACCACCGUGUGUGACGCCCUGGGCAAGAUGAACACUUAUCUGGGGAUCUGACCAUAUGCCGUCAGGGCGAUUUAGACUCAAUCUAUUUCCUGUGAUACAAGCACACCCCAAGCCCAGGGAAAGCCUCGCGAUCUGUCAGUGGGUGAUGUUUGUUGUCUGGGACAAGGAAACCAACUUUAAAUUCUUACAAAUGUAAAUAAUCCCUUUUUCCUCUCCUUCGUCAGUGCUACUGCAUAACUUCAGUACGUAAUGAAGCAUAUGAGUUUAGUGUUGAAU